Lethenteron reissneri (Far Eastern brook lamprey) is the source of this 1752-nucleotide messenger RNA. Its product is annotated as probable protein BRICK1-A. The record is from RefSeq and is a predicted model, not a curated record. Gene Ontology annotation, molecular function: protein-containing complex binding. Gene Ontology annotation, biological process: regulation of actin polymerization or depolymerization; actin filament organization; cell motility. Gene Ontology annotation, cellular component: SCAR complex. NCBI's taxonomy places the organism in Eukaryota, Metazoa, Chordata, Hyperoartia, Petromyzontiformes, Petromyzontidae.
GAGAGAGAGGGGGGGUCAGUGCUCGGUGUGUGUGUGUGUCUGUGGCUGGCAAGAGAGGCGUGUGUGUGUCUGUGGCUGGCCGAUUGUUCAGUGAACACACAAAUCCGCCGUCUCGCCAUGGCCGCACAGAACGACGAGGUGCAGAGGCAAAUUCACCAGGACUGGGCCAACAGGGAGUACAUCGAGGUGAUCACCAGCAGCAUUAAGAAGAUCGCCGACUUCUUGAAUUCAUUCGAUAUGUCAUGCCGAUCGCGGUUGGCAACCCUCAACGAGAAGCUCACCGCGUUGGAACGCAGGAUCGAGUACAUCGAAGCUAGGGUGACCAAAGGGGAAACUCUGACAUGAGAGGCUUGCUGGGCCCUGGUCAAGGCUUACUCCUGCUGCCCCGCGGGACGUUGGCCUCAUCGUCAUCAUCAGAUGGGAAAGUUGAACUGUUUCCACUUGACUUGCUUUUGCAAUGUUUGCGUGUAUAGCUGUAUUCCAAGCAACCUUUUUGUCAUGGUGAUGUGAUUUUUACUUGCGGUGUAUGCCAAAAAAAGUGUGCCAUUUUACUGUCUGUGUUUUGUGUGCGCUUGUGUAAAGAAAUGCUUUACGUUGCAGAAUGUUAAGCUGCUUAACUGGAAUUUGCAUGAAUUGCCUCUCAUGUGUUCUUGGCAUAGAGAGAAUACCCGUACGUUUGUGUUACUGCAGCCAAAUUUACUGUACAUGAGAGGUAAUGAGAAUACACUUUGAGGGCACAUACCAAUACUCUACUUGAAUUAUGCACAGGAAGUGAGGAUGGAGCUAGUCUUUCCAGGACCAAAAAUACCACUGUGGAAGGUUGCUCACAUGUACGGUAAAUUUAAACAUGUUAGAUAUCUCCAUAGGCGAUGCUUCAUUGUGGACAGUUUUAGUCAUUGUUAUCUUAAAUACCCACGUACCAUUCUCGGUCUACAACUUGUCCUUCAAUGCCAAGGUUGCUGCUACUGCCCAAUUUUACAUUCACUGCACCGUAGGGAAAUUGAAUUGAAAGCACAAGAAAUUAUAAAUGUUUACUGAUCGAAUUGAUGGUGGUGCUUCUUUAGCUUUCUUAUUAACAUUUACAAUGUAAGCUCAGAUUAUGCAAUGGUUUCAAUUGAAAUAAUAUAGCAUAUAAAAAAAUGUGAGUACAGUAAAGAUGUGUGUUUGGUUAAAAUAUAUAAAUACUAAAUUUUAUGGCGAUAUUUUUUUAUACUGCAAAUUAACAGUAUAUCUCAAUAUGUAAGUGGCACUCGCUGUUACAUACACCAUAUAUAUAUAUUUCCUGUUGCACAGGUAUUUUGGUGCCAUAAACACAUUUUCAGAGUUUAUAUUUUAUUUUUCAACUGGAAAAUAUUUGAAAAAUAUUUCAGUCUUGGAAAAAAGUGAAAUGAUGAAUUCAGGGUCAAUUUAGAAAAAUCUUAAAUUGACAGAAUUAGUUUUCUUAUUAUGCAAAGAGAACGGUAUUAUAUUUAUUUGAUGGAGUUAAAGGUUGUACUUGGGCUCUUAGUGCUUGAUGGCAACACCAUUAAAAAAGAAACAAUAUUGAUUCUUGGCACAUGUUCUACAGUUGUGACAACUGAAUUAUGUUUGAAACCUUUACAUUGUUACAAUCUACGCGGUGUCUUUAUUUCACUCCAGUAUAUUUCAUUGUGUUUGGCUUGCGUGUAUUUGGCCAUCAUUUUCGAUCUCAGGUUGAUUUUCUACACUCACUGUUGCUUUGUUUUGCAUAAUAAAUGUUUACGUUCACAAUCA